UAUGGCUGAAUAAGAAUCUGUGGCCACAGUCAAAUUUGCAAAUCAACCUAAAUUAUUUGGAAAAUGGGAUUAUGAUGAAGUACAAGUGACAGAUUAAUGCUUCAAAGAUUAUAUCGCAGUGCAAACAUCAAAAUCACGUGUUUUUGUUCCUCAUACUGCUGGAAGGUAUAGAAUUGAUAUAAUAUUGUUAAUAGAUAUCAAAGAAAGAAGUUUAGAAAGGCUCAAUGUCCAAUAGUUGAGAGAUUAGCUGGAGCACUUAUGUUCCAUGGCAGAAAUACAGGAAAGAAAGUGAAGGCUGUAGCAAUAAUUAGACAUGCCUUUGAAAUAGUUCAUUUAUUGACAGGCAAGAAUCCACUUGCAGUAUUAUCAUUAGCUGUGUAAAGAGGAGGAGCCAGAGAAGAUUUUACAAAAGUAGGAACAGGUGGUGUUGCCAAAUAAUAAGCAGUUGAUGUUGCUCCAAUUAGAAGAGUAAAUGAAGUAUAGAAUUCAAAUAUAUUAAAAAGGCUGUUCACAAUUUAGCCAAGGGAGUUAGAGAAUCUGUAUUCAAGAAGAUGAAAACAAUUGCAGAAGCCUUAGCUGAUGAAUUGAUUGCAGCAUCCAAUGAAGAUGGAUAAAAGUCUUACACUAUUAAAAAGAGAGACGAAUUAGAGAAAGUAGCUAAAACCAAUCGUUGAUU
Molecule: messenger RNA, 676 nt
Organism: Paramecium pentaurelia
Lineage: Eukaryota; Ciliophora; Oligohymenophorea; Peniculida; Parameciidae
Source: the annotation of a GenBank genome assembly